Lymnaea stagnalis (great pond snail) is the source of this 15184-nucleotide messenger RNA. The record is from the annotation of a GenBank genome assembly. NCBI's taxonomy places the organism in Eukaryota, Metazoa, Mollusca, Gastropoda, Lymnaeidae.
AGUUUUCCGAAAGAAAAUUUGUUACUUUCAAAACGAAAUGUAGGCCCAUUUGCAAUUCAGAAGUAAAGUAAUUUAUUAUUCAUUGCAAGUCAAGUUGAUACUUUUCGCUAUAAAAGAGCUAUAAACUUUAAUAAGUGUAUCAUUUGGGACUUGAGUCUUAUCAAUGUCGCCCUGAUUUUGACAAAAUAAGAAGUCGCAGUGUCUGGGAAUUAAAUCUAUUCGGUGAAUGAGUGGGCUUACCCUUUACGGCUUUACGGGUCCUUUGAGUUUCUUUUGAGUGAGUGACUGUCAGAAAUUAAUUGAACAAAGAUUAAAACUGCAUUUUACCACAUGCUAUAUAGUGUAUCCCUCAACUCAUUAUAAUAACUUUAAUAAAUAUGCAAUAUUCAAUAUUCGAUGAAAAUGGUCCAGACUGAACUGUAAGUGUAAGUCAAUCAUAGUGUUUAGUAUUCAAAGUUAAUGGAUUAAAUUUAAAUAUAAGUUAAAUAUAUGUGAUGAUGUAUGUAAGCGUAGGUUAAUUUGGAGAGAUAGCAUGUAAUCUACUUAAGUCUUAUAAUAUAACCCUCUAAGAAAAAAAAUUCAAGUAUAAUAGUAAUAGUAAAACUGAGAAGGCUGAUGAAAAGUUCAUAAUAUAAGACCUUUGACUUUGUCCUUUACAGCCUUUUACUUUUGCUUUACUUUAAGUAAGCUCAUUUGACUCUUAGUAAGAUGCAGGCUUUAUCAUUAUUGCAAGCCCCAAAUACACACUCAGUCUCAACCAGUCAGACCGGUGUCUUGUAAUAUCAUCAAUAUGGCCUUGUCAUUCCUUAUGGUGCCUCCAUAAAAAACAUCACGCUUUUUGGCAGUUUUGGAUCCCACCCCCUCCCCCCAUCAUCACUAAUUUCUCACACUAUUUGCCAACCUCUUAUUCUUAAUAUUAAUAGAUUGAUAAGAUUGUCACAAAUUUCUAAUCCCCACCCCAUUUAGGUGUGUGACAUCGUUUAUGAAUGGCCCUAUUAGUAUUAGUAUGUAGUAUGUAGUAAUGAGUAAAGUAGUAUGUUAUAUAUUUGAUUUUGAAAAAAGCCCUAUAUCAACUAUAUGUUUGAUGUUUAUCAUAGUUUAUGUAAGGCUUUGGUUUGUAAUUACUGUAAUAAAUUUACUUCUAAAAAAAAAAGUACUUAAAAAUAUUAUGGAAUUCACUCAGUGAUUAUCAAGUAGGCUUACGUGUAAUUAAUCAUGUUAGGAAAUGUGUAACUUUCACUUAAUCACUUUCUUACAGUUUUUGACACACUAAAAUAAUAAGGCGUCAGAAUGUUUUCUCGGAGCAGAUUGGGAAUCCUUAAUAAAAGAAGUAUUUUCCUGAAUGUAAAGGUAAAAAAAUGUAAAAUGUUCAAAAUUUAAAGUAGCUCUUCUAUUUGAAAAUAGGGCUAACAAGAUUAUUAGUUUUUUGUAAUGUUUCCAUGAGUAUUUCAAGUUAUCCAAAAUGAGAAACAAAAUAUUAAAAGCUACAAAAAAGCACCCCAAAAAAUUGUUUAUCCAAACUGUGGAAUAAUAAAAAAAUAAUUUCAGUUACAAAACAGCAUAUAAAUAGAAUCAGUUUAAUUAUUUAGAUAUAUUAAUCAUAUAAUAAUGAUACAAUGCUCCUUUAAAAUUUAUAGAAAUCAUGUGUUCAGAUUCACAGUAUUUACUAAUUUCUAAGCUGCUCUUAUCAUUGUCUAGUGGUUACAUAAAUGCAUUUCAGACACAGGUUCCAAGUGCUGCUAGAUUUGCAUGCAAAGUCCCUAUUGAUGAAGAAUGGAAAAAAGGGGCAGCAAAAGAGCUUAAAGACAAAGAUGUUGAGAAAACACUUACCUGGGAGACAGCAGAGGUAAUUAUUUCAGAAAGAUUAAUUUUUUUUUUUUAUCAUCUGAAAAAAUUUUUUAUCAUCCAAAAGAUACAUUUGGAAAAAUGUUUACUGUGAGUAUCAUUAUCUAAAAAUUUAUUAUUAAAAAUGUUAACCCUGUGGUGCACUGGUAGUGAUGUCAAAGAUAUCACAUUUGAAUUUGGUUAAGGGUUGUCCAGAGCUAUGAGUUAAUGGUUGGAAGAGACUCGUCAUCUAUAUAAGGUAUUUAAUUUUUAAAAAAGAAUUUAAUUAAUUUUUAAAUAAAAUGAUGUCAAUCUAAUAAUUUCUACAAAUCAGUUUGCCUAAAUUCGUCAAAAUAGUCUGCUCCUAUGAUUUAUGUGAUGUAUAUUUGAAUUAAAGGGCAUUGAUAUCAAGCCAGUCUACACAACGGCUGAUACAACAAAUGUGGCUGCAGAAAUACCUGGAAAAUUUCCAUACACUAGAGGUGUAUAUUCAACGAUGUAUACACACAGGCCAUGGACCAUUAGACAGGUAAGUGAGGUCUCAUUGGAAUCUGAAUUGAUCAAAUUAUUUAUUGAAUAUGCAAACUAAUAAUUAUUUAAAACUUUAUAACUUCAUUCCUUAAUUGUUUCUGAAGUUUGUUUGUUUGUCAUUUUUUUAAACAUUAUUUCUGAUUUUCUUUACAGGAUGAUUAUUGAAACUUAGUAGAAUUUGUUUUAUCAUGUCUUUUUAUGCCUUUAUGAUUAAAAAGUUCACCUAAAUAAUGUUAAAGAUAAGAAUAAGAAAAGCUAAAAAGUAAAGUUACGUUAAAAUUAGUUUUAAUCAGCCUAAAAAUGUGUUUCAUCUAAACAGUAUGCAGGUUUUAGUACAGUGGAAGAAAGUAACAAGUUUUAUAGAGACAACAUUAAAGCAGGCCAGCAGGGCUUGAGUGUGGCCUUUGACCUUCCUACUCAUAGAGGGUAAGCUUCCUUAUUUUAAGCUUUGAUACAUAACACUGGAUGACUUUGUUUAAAAUGAUUGAUUUUUUAAACAUGUUUUGGCGGAGAAUUACCACAAAUCGUUUUUUUAAAUAUGUUUAAAUAAUAUUUUGAAAGUCUACAGACAUAAAAAUUAAUGGAAGAUGUUUUCAAAUUUUGUCUAAAGCAAUUAAAAAAAGUGAGUGAAUAAAUUAAUCUGUUAUUAUCCCACUGGUUAUAUGCAGGUAUGAUUCUGACAACCCUCGAGUAGUUGGGGAUGUGGGCAUGGCAGGAGUAGCAAUCGAUUCAGUGGAGGACACAAAGCUGCUAUUUCAGGGGAUCCCCCUUGGCAAAAUUUCCACUUCAAUGACCAUGAAUGGUGCUGUGCUUCCAAUCCUGGCCAUGUACAUUGUUGCAGGAGAAGAGCAGGUUAAAUCUGAUUUUCUUAUUAUUAAUUUAGUCUACAUUUACUAAAUAAUAAUAAUAAUAAUAAGUGGUCUUAUAUAGCGCUGUACCCCGGCCUAGGGCUGGGCUCACCGCGCUGUACAUAAAUAUAGCAAAGAGGCAUAAUUAUAAUAUUAAAAUAAAAUACAUAAAUGAAAUAAAACAACAUAUAAGCAAAACAACACCAUAGGUAUAUUCAUCCACCCACACCAGACAUUUUUACAAGGAAACCCAUGUACGUUUAUCGGUUUAUAGGAGGAGAAUCAGUCAGAGUAGUAUAGUUUAAAUAGAUGUGUUUUGAGUGCAGUUUUGAAGGCCUGUGUGGUUGUUAUAUUGCGGAUGUGUAGUGGCAAAGAAUUCCAUUGUUUGGGGGCGCAGAAAGAGAAAGAUCGUUCACCAUAUAAUUUAGUGCGUGUCUUGGGAACGGACAGAAUAUGCGAGUCUGCGGAGGAGUGAAGUUGUCGAAGGGGUGAAUAGACGGAAAGAAGUUCAGUUAGAUAGGAAGGGCAGGAAUCCGAGAAAAAGUUGUGACAGAGAAGAGACAGCUUGCAUUGAAGAUAAUAUAAGAUUUUUUUAUUGAUCCAAAUAAAUGUAAAUGUUUUUUUUAUUACAUUGUACAUAUUCAUUUUCAUAAAUAAAUGCAAAUUUUAACCAAGACAGCAUUUUAAAAUUGUAACAAUUUAAACAAAAGACAUCUAAAGUAUUUCUCUAGAGUAGAAAUUCCCAUCAAUGACCUUUCUUAGUGACAAUAAUGACUUAUUAGUGAUCAUUUAAAUUUGGUAACUGCUGGGGAAAUAUGCUGGUAAAUUUGUGCAGACUGGGGAAACAAAAGAAUUUUUAUAUCUUUUGGUCCUAGGUAUCUGUGAUGAAGAGCUAUUAUCCAAAAUUUUAUUAGUCUACAACAGUAUUUUUCUUCACAUAGUUAUUCCAGUUCAAGUGAAGGAUGUUUAGUUUGUGUGAUAUUACCAGCUUUCUUGAUUAGUCUAUUUAAUCAUUGUUUGAUGUCAGACAAUCAAUUCCCAUAUCAGUAGGCUUCCAACUGUUGCACUGUAGAAUAAGUUAAUUACUUGUUUUUUUUACGCGGAAAUGUUUUAAGAUAGAAAAGACGUUGGCUAACUUUUUUUAUGCAGAAUUUGGUAAUGUUCAUGCCAUGUUAGCUCAUUAAUGGUUACACCUAGGUACUUAUAUGUAUUUAUUUUCUCUUUGCUGUGAUUUUUUUAUUGUGAAAUUGAAUGAUUCCCUCUCUGGCAAUCAACAAUCAGUUCUUUAGUUUUGAGACAUUCAGCAGAAGAAAUUUUCAUAGCACCAACUGAUAUAGCUUUUAACUAAGUUGCUGCAUAAGCUUUCCCCUUCAGAUAUUAAGUAAAUGAUAUUUUUCAACAAAUUUAAUGAUUCGAACGGUGUAGCUUGGGCUCUGGAUAACAUUUGGAUAUUUUGUAUACAAGGCAGGGGUGAGAACACAACCUUGUGUCGCCCUGGUACUUAUUUCUCAAGUUAAUAAUAUUUGAUCAUUCUCCUUAACAUAUAAUAUUCAAUAACCAUUAUGACACAAGGAAAAAUAAUGUAAAAUGUCAUGAUUACUCAAUUUUCUGACUUGAAACUAUAUUUUUGAUUAAUUGAUGAGUAGGCUUUUUGUUGUGCCUCAUUUCCUAUAGAAUGAUGGUUUUGUCUUGAAAUUCUAAUUUAUUUUAAAAAAUUUGUUUUUGGAUAUAGGAAAUUACUGAAAUUUGUACUUGAAACUUUAUGCAAAAUAAAAAUGCUAAAAAAAAUAUUCCAUUUAUAUCAUUGUAGAAGUGCAGGUUAAUGCUUGUUAUUAUCAUUCAAAAUCACUUUCAUUAUUAUUUUUAUUAGUGGGGGUUUUACAUAGCGAGAUACCACAACCUAGGGCUGGGCUCACUACACUGUACAUACAAUUUAACAAACAUAAUCAUGAACUUAAAAAGUAACAUACAUAAAGUAAAUAAAACAAAACAAAUCUAUAUUCACUCCACACUUUCAUAAUAUUGGUGAACUUGUUAAAUAAAAAUCAUUCAUUUUUCUAUAAAGAAGUUUGUUUGGUCAUAAACUUAACUAUCUAAAUACUCAUUAAAUAAUACAUUUCAUAUCUUAAAUUGUAUAUUUCUACACAUAAAAAUUCAUAUUUUUUCUCUUUCAUUUGCAGUUAUGCUGUUCUUUACUAUGAUGAAUAUUUAAAUAUAUUUAUUUAAAUAGUUCUGUAAUGAAGGUGAAUAUUAUUUUACAUAUUUUAGGGCUCUAAACAAGAAGAACUUGCUGGAACAAUUCAGAAUGAUAUUCUCAAAGAGUUUAUGGUGAGGAACACCUACAUUUACCCCCCAGAUCCUUCAAUGAGGAUCAUUGGUGACAUUUUUGAAUACACAUCAAAGGUGAUGAUUUCACAUUUGUAGCACUCUAUUAUGAACUUAAAAAAAAUUGAAUUUAAGAUAUUAUUGUAAAUGAAUUUCUUGCAAUAGUUUUAAAAAUUUCAUUCAGGAGAAUAAUUACUCAAAUACACUUUUGAAGAUACUUUUUUUUUUUUGCAAUAUAUGAAAAGUUAAUUUCAGAUUCAGAAAAACUUUAAGCAGUAUUAAAAAGUUUAUUAACAACUAUAUGUUUUCUUUUCAGUAUAUGCCCAAAUUUAACUCCAUUUCCAUUUCGGGAUAUCACAUUCAAGAGGCUGGUGCUGAUGCUGUUUUAGAGUUGGCAUUUACCUUGGCCGAUGGACUGGAGUAUGUUAGGCAAGGUUAGUAAAUUUGAGAUGAUGAGUGAUAAGUUUUACCUCGGAAUUUUGUAAGGCAAGUUCCUAAUUUAUUUUGUUAUAAUGGAAUUGUAGUUUUUUUUUAUGCAGCAAGUCUAUUGUCUGUAAUUACUAGAAUUUCCUUGUGUAUUCGAUCAAACUUUCCUUUAUACUAAUUUUAAUCUUGACAUUUAAUUGUGACAUGCUGCUAAGUGUCAUCACUGAGAAUUAGUUAUGAUUAUUAAUUUUGGUGCUGUGAUGACUGUUUUUAAUUUUUAUAUGAAUCAAUAUUUAUUUCAAUAAUUUUUGUUUUGUGUUAAAAUAAAUUAUUGAAAACAAUGACUUGUAGACAGAUGAAUAAUGUUUUUUUAUACUUUGAGCAAUCUUCUUGAUUUCACUAUCUUAUAAGUGAUUAAAUCUUGUUUCUGCUCUUGUUUGCCUAUGAAAAGCCAGGUACAUUCAACUCUAUAGAAAAGGGUUUACCAUACUAUAAAGACAAGUGAAUAGAGGUUUUUGGCUUAUUUUAUAAGCCUAUAAUUAAAUAAAAAUAUCUUAUUUUGAUUAUUGUAAACCACUGCAGGAGUGAAAAGAGGUUUGGAUGUUGACAAGUUUGCACCAAGACUGUCAUUUUUCUGGGGAAUCGGUAUGAAUUUCUAUAUGGUAAGACCUUAGACAACUUGAAAUGAAAAUAGCUGAUCUAUGUCCCCCCCAAAGCUGACACUUUUACUAUGACCUUAUUUAUCUGAUCCAUCUGAGUUUCAAUAUCAAACAAGAGAAAAUUUAUAUCCCACCAGUAUGAAUUUUAAAGUAAAAUAAUUUCCAAUUACCCAUGAUUUCAUCUACCUCUAAUUACAUCUUUUUCAACUAUAACAAAAAAGAAUUAUCAAUUAUUUUAUUCUUUUAUCUGAUACCUGUGAAUAAAAUAUCUGAAACUUGCACCCAAUAAUGAUCAAACAAAGCCUUUAACUCCCCUUAAAGUUAAUGACUUUUGCAUUAAAGUCAUGUAAAAGUACCUUAAAUGAGUUAUUUGAUAAUUUUUAAACUUGUUUUCAUAGGAAAUAGCUAAAAUGAGAGCAGGUAGGAAGCUAUGGGCCACACUAAUCAAGGAAAAAUUUCAACCAAAGUCUUCAAAGUCAUUGCUGCUAAGAGCUCAUUGUCAAACAUCAGGAUGGUCUUUAACUGAGCAGGUUAGAUUUCUUUGCUGGUAGAGAUGAACUUACUUUAUUCAUUAUUUUCAAAAAUCACUGUAUAAUUUAGAAAAAAAACGCACUUAUAUUGCACACUUUCCUGAAAUUCAUUUUAUGGAACUCAAAAAUGCUUCCAUAAUAUUUAUAUUAAAUUCGAUUGAACGGGUUAUUUGAAAUUAAUUAAAUUGCUUUUAAAUAGUCCUGGUUAAUUUCACCCAUAAAAUAAAACAGCUUGUAACAAUAAGUAAAUCUAAAUAAGUAAUAAAUUUCACUGACAGAAGAUAUUUUUAAAUGUACUUUGUUUUUUAUUUUUAUGCUUUUUUAUUGCAGUGAAUCCAUAAUUAAGAAAUAAUUUUAAAAAGAAAAUGUAUAAAUUCAAAAUAAAAUGUAAUAUAUAUAUAAAUAAGAAGAAGCUAAUGUCACCAUGUAACGCUGAGUUCAAUUAUUAUAAUUAUUAUAAAUACCUUUAAUACAAAAAUCAAAGAAUUAUUUUAAGUAUUUUAUUUGAAUGUGAGGGCUAAGAUAUUGUAUUAAAUAUGAUUGACCUUCUUUUUAUAAAAAAUCACUGAUCAUCUAUGUAUUAUUAAUUUGUAAGCAAAUUUAUCUGGAAACCCCAAAAAUCAGAUUUUUUAAAAUUGUGUUGUCAAAAUAGCCAGAUUAAAAUAAAAAUUAUUUUAAUUGCUCAAAUAAAAUGGAACAUUAUCAAAGUUUAGCUUGAACUCAAUUAACCAAAAUGUAUAAUAAUCUUAUAAGAACUUAAUUAAUAUUGCUAACUAUUGUUUUAAAACACCACACAAAAUUUAAGCUUUGCAUUGAUAACAAUUAACAAAUUGUACCUUUUUCACUCCACGAAAUUGCUGAUCAAUCAACAGUCUUCAAAAUUGCAUGCAGAUUGGGAAUGCAUAUAAUUUAAAAAUAAAAUUUUGAACUAUAUAUUUUACCAUUUUUGUUGUUAGAUAAUUUUGUUUUUUUAGGAGGAUUUUGGAGGUUGGGUGGGGGGAGGGGUGUAUAUUCAAUAUCUCCAAACCCGAUAUGAUGUUAUGAUACAUAUUUUAUCUGUUGAAUGUAUUUUACUUUAAAAAUAAUAAUCCUUUUCUUUAAAUAUAUGGAGACAUAUGCGUUGAACUAUUUUAUAAAAAAAGGAAAUUUUAUACAUGGCAUGGUUCAAGAGGGUGGGACAUUAGAAUCUUAAUAUAGUUUAAAAUUAAGGUGCAGGGUAAAGUGAGUAAAUUCCAAGCUUGUGGACUGGUGUUCAAUUCCCAGCAAAAGCCUAGAAAAAAAAAUUCAAAUUAUCUAAGAGAUUUGAGCAACUCUCCCUCAUUUUAAACAAAUUACAGCUCAAGUCAAUACUAAUGCAAAAAAAUGGCCUUCGUUAUUUCCGUGUGUGAAAGACAAACAUUGAUAAUAAUAAGUUUAGGGUCAUGCAAAAAGUGUGUGAUGGUAUACAUAAGGGGUUAUCCCCCCCGGUGGUGCUUUUCUUAAUGCUUAAUAAAAACUGAAUAAAAUAUAUGUGAUAUUUAUAUAUAUAUAAGGGGCUGUGAUUUUUUUGGAUUAAUCCUCUUGGGACGUAAGGGCCGAUCUAUCUGCCCAAGUUGGACUAGCGAGAAAGACGUAAGUCUGAACCAUCAGACCGAUAAAUCGAGCCUCAUGAUUGGCUGGCUUGGUGUUGUACCAGGGAAUCAAAUUUAUUCUUAUGUAUUCCUGCACAUCCCGGCAUUGUAAUGGCGGCGUUCAUUGAUGGUGAACUAAAUUUAUUUGUGUGCAGGAAUUUUUUUUGUGUGUAUAGUUAUAUCGUGAAAUUUGAGCAUGUCUGACAGUGACUUUGAUCAAACUUUGCUUAGUAACUUUGAUAUUCUAGCAGUGAAUUUGACACUGAAACUGAUGAAAACAACCAGGAAAUUAAUGAAGAUUUUCAAAUUGAGGGUAAUGCUAAAGUUGGGAACUCUUGGUUUAGUAUUAGUAGUAUUAGGGGUCCUCAACUGGACAGACAUGACCCCUCUGAAUUUUUAGACAACACAGGUCCUAUAAAUAAGGCUGAAAAAUGGGGGUGGGGGGAAAGGAGUAGAACCAUGUGCCAGAUGUAUCUUAAGGGCCUCCAUGGGCCUUGUUUCCCAAAAACAUAAGUGUUAGGACUUAUUCAGGCUUCAUCCAUAAAAAAAUUCACACAAUUGAUACAAGUAAGUCAUGUUUAUUCUAGGUGUAACAAAAAAUUACAUGCAUAAAUUAUGCAAAUCAGGGUUGCUCAUUUGCAUAAAUAUUGAUAUUUCAGUUUGAUUCAUAAAUAUUGUAUUAGUUCAUUCAAUUUCCUACAAUAAUAUAUAUAGUUUUACUUAUAUUAAGUAAAUAUUUUAUUUUUUAUAAAUUGUUUUGCAAUGCAAGUGCCGAGCUCAUAAAAAAUGCUCCGUCUUUUUGGCACAUACACCCCGAAAAAGCUCCGUCCUAAGAGGGUUAAGCCCCAGGCAUCACAGGAUAGGCCACAGUAUGGGUGGGAAUAUUUUAUAACUAUAAAAUAUCUCAAAGCCCAAGUAUGUUACAGAACGGAAAUGGAUAUAUCUAUAUAGUUAAAUUUAAGUGUAAUUAACCUUUUCGAGACAACACAUUUCAGCUAGAGGAAAGAAGAUGUGUACAUUUUUAUGUGGAUAAAAUGCUAUGAUAUUACAGUCGUGAAAAGAAGUGUGAUAAUUUCUCUUAAAAUAAAUAAAUAUAUGUUGUACUACUGUAAACUAUAUUUCAAUGGCGUUGACACAUUGUGGGCAUAUUUACAAAAGUAUACCCAUACCACAAAACUCAAAGUGGAUACAAUUUUAUUAGAAAUUAAGGACAUCAAGAUUUUCCCAGAUACAGUUCAGGUGCAAGAGUAAUUUUUUUCAUUUCCCAAAAAUACAAUUCAGGGGCUUGAACAAUGAGGGGUUAAGAUUUUCUGUGAAAAUGAGAAAAUAUUGGUCUAUUUGUGUAUUAUGCAAAAUUAUUAUUCAAGCUUAACAUAUGUUGUAAUAUUGACACAAAUUGUCUAAUUAAUGUAAAAAGUAGCGCAAUAUGCCUUCCAUUAUAACCCUGGUUAGACCGGGUCAUAUUGUCUUGUUAUAAUAUACUGUAGCAUCUUCUUGAAAUAAUUUUUUUAUGUAGGACCCAUAUAACAAUAUUGUAAGAACUGCAAUAGAAGCUAUGGCAGCAGUUUUUGGUGGCACUCAAUCACUCCAUACCAAUUCAUUUGAUGAAGCUCUAGCGCUUCCCACUGUUUUUAGUGCCAGGAUUGCCCGCAACACUCAGUUAAUAUUGCAAGAAGAAACAGGUAUUUCAAAGGUGAGAACAAAAUAUUUUGUGACCAUUUAACACUAUCUUUUAAUAAAAUAAAGUUGAUUUCCUUAAUUAUGUUAAAUGAUUUUAUAACAUCAGAUAAUAAACCAAUUAAUACAUCUUUCCCAUGAUGAGAAGUAUAACAUUGACUAAAGUAUACAAUUUAUGAAUCUGUUGGUUAGAGAAAUCUAAACAAUAUAUUAGCUUGAUGUAUUGCUCUAUUAGGUGGCAGAUCCUUGGGGAGGUUCCUACAUGAUGGAAAGUUUGACCAAUGAGAUACAUGAUGCUGCACUUGUAGUUAUAAAAGAGGUCAGACACCCUCAGUUGCAUAUUCUAUCCAAUUUUUUUAGCUAUAUAAUUUGAAAUAGACAAAUGUUUGUUUUUUUCUGCGGACAGCUGAAUGUAAGAUUAUAUGUUUACUGAUUUGGUGCUUGUAACAUUAUUUGUUACAAUAUAAAAUGAUUUGUUCAUAACUAUAUUAAAUGGAAAAUGUAUACUAUGGCAUGACAUGACAAGUUACAACUUGAUCUUACUUCAGAUAGAGGAAAUGGGGGGAAUGGCAAAAGCAGUGGCCUCAGGAAUGCCAAAGUUAAGGAUCGAAGAAUGUGCUGCUAAGAGGCAAGCUAGGAUAGACUCUGGUUCAGGUGAGUACUCAUUUCAAGUCUUAAUGUUAGUUCAGGUAGUGAAAGAAAGAAAAAAUCUUUUGUUUUUAAGCUGCAUUUAGACCUCAAUUACAUUAUUACUUGAUAUAAAAGUAAGUAAAAUUGAUUAAUAAAUAUUUUUUUCCAGAUUAUUGCUUUUUACACCUUGGAACAGCUUUUGAAUAGUUAAUAAUAAAUAAAUGCAUCUUCAUCACCUUUAAAAAAACAGAUCAGUGGAAAUAACCUAACAUUAAAUUAAAAUAAAUUUAAAUAAUGAAUAAUUGAACAAAAAUUAGAUUAUUUAUUUUAAAGCGUCAUGGUUCUUUGGAUGCAUUUACUAGAAAGACAAUGCAAUGAAUAUGUUGCAGAAGUAAUAGUUGGAGUCAAUAAGUACAGGCUGCCUGAACAAGAAACAGUGGAAGUACGUGCCAUUGAUAACACUGCUGUAAGAGAUAAGCAAUGUAAUCGACUAGCCAAAGUCAAGGCAACAAGAGACUCAAAUAAGGUUAGCAAAACGUUUAUCAAAAUCUACAAAUAUUAAACAUAUAUUAAAUAUAUUUAUAUCUUCGAAAUAUUGUUUGCAAGUUCCAUUAGUUUGUAAUAACAAUUAAACUUGUGUACAAAUAGAAGAGAGGAAGAUGUGACAGCAAAUUUGUUAACAAUACAUGAAUAACUAGCUCUCUUUGUACUGUGUGCAAUAUUUUGUACGUUUACUAAUCGAAUAUUAAUAGUGUUGGAUAAACCAAAAAUCAGUCUCUUAAAAAGACUAAAAUUUACAAAAAUGUAUCCAUUUAUCCCACAAUAUUACUUAUAUUAUAUAUACCGGUAAUAAUUAUAUUACUUACUUUAUAACUUAGGUAGAGAAAGCACUUGAAGCCAUCACAGAGUGUGCCUCAACUGGAGUUGGCAACCUUUUGGCUCUGAGUAUAGAUGCUGCUCGUCAACGUGCCACAGUUGGAGAAAUUUCUUAUGCCAUGGAAAAGGUAACAAGCUCUGAUGCAUUACAUGAGUGAUUCCCAAACAUUUCCAAGUCAUGCUUUAAUAUAGUGGGGAGGUAUGAUUUAAUAUACUGGGGAGGGGGGGGGGGGCGGGGGUGGUGUGUGUGUGGAAGAGACUUAUCAGAUAAUAGAUCUGAGUUACAGGUCUUAACAUAGACUCCACCUAGAGAGAAACUUGCAAAAGUAAUAAUUUAUAUUAUUUCAAAUUACGGUUGUUAGUAAAAAAAAGUUAAAAUCAUUUACAAUAGCUAAAAAGCUUUUAUUUUUUAUGUGUUAUUUUCUGUUAUUUUAAAAUUUUAAUGUAUUCUGUACCAAUGUUAACAUCCACUUUCACUGUUCAAUUCUAACAUUAGUACCAAAUGUUCUCAUUUCAUCCAAUUUUUUUCAAACAGAAAUAGUUUGUCUUUUACUUUUAAAAUUACUUUUUUUUAGGUGUUUGGCAGACAUGUUGCCACAGACCGUAUGGUCAGUGGAGCAUAUAAGAGUGAAUUUGCUGAGGCAGAUGAGCUUCAAACAGUUAUUGACAGAGUGAAGGUAAAAUUAGGAUGACAGGAUGAAAUAAUUAGUCAUUCAGCGCAAAUUUUGUUUACUUCAUAAGCUAGAGUAGUGAGGAAUUACUUUUAUUUUAAUAUUAAUAUUUAAGAUAAAUAAUGAAAAAAAUUACUUCACAGAAAUUUAUAGAACUUGAUGGGCGUCGACCACGUAUGCUGGUUGCUAAAGUAGGUCAAGAUGGCCAUGAUAGAGGAGGUAAAGUUAUUGCAACAGGAUUUGCAGACUUGGGUUUUGAUGUGGACAUUGGGCCUUUAUUUGCAGUAAGUAAUAUUUCUUAUAGCAUUUUAAGGUGAGAUUAUAGCAUUAUAUCUACUUUAUUGUCUGAUUAAUGUUCAUCAAGUGUAGCUAGCCUCUGUUUUUAGUUUUAUAUAUCUCUCUAGUUGCCAUCCACAAUGGUGCUGCACAUCCUGUAAAGCUGAAUGAUUAUCAUAUCUUUAUUUCAGACACCAAAAGAGGCAGCCCAGCAAGCCAUUGAUGCUGACGUUCAUGUAGUUGGAGUGAGUACACUUGCAGCGGGACACAAAACCCUCAUACCACAACUGAUUGAAGAACUUAGACAAAACAACAGGCCGUAAGAUGCUAGUAGAUCAUGCUUAUUAAAUAAAAAUCUUUAAACACCACCCUUGCUUAGGUUUUUAGAUUAAUUGCUCUAAAUACAUUAAAAUUGAUUAAAAUACAUUAUUUCCAGAACAGUCAAACUUAUACAUAAGAAUGAUAAUUUUGAGCAACUAAGCACUAACAGCAAAUCAAAAUUUUUAGUUUUCAAAUUAUGCCAGAGAAAAAGAAAAGAAAGUAUUAAAUUUAUGUGCUAAAUUUAUCUUAAAAUCAAAUAAAAAUUUUGCACUGCUAAUCAUCAGCUGGAUUUAAAACAAUAUUUAUUUUUCUGUCCUCUUUUCCCCCUCAGUGAUAUCCUAGUUGUAGCCGGGGGUGUGAUACCACCACAGGACUAUGAGGAGCUAUACAAAUCUGGUUGUGCAGCUAUAUUUGGACCUGGUUAGUAGGAAAUAUUUGUUGUUUUUUUAUAAUUGAAGAGGAAAUAAUAACCUUUAAUCUUUAAAUCAAAAAUAGAACCUUCUAUUGAUUGGCUAGAAUAAUAUUUCCAGCCUCUCAAGCAUUUAUUUUACUUAUUCACAUUUCAUAAAACAUGAUUCAUUUGCUAUUUAGUGAGUGUUAGUUAAUCUGAAAAUCAAGAGGUUUUCAAUUGCAACAUUGUUUCACCUGGAACCUCCCCUGAUUAACACUAUCAAACCUUCACAAACUAUAGUUGCUUCAUCUUGUAUUUUCCUUUAAUAUUUUCCUUCUAUACUUUUAGGAACACGAAUCCCAGAUGCUGCAUUAAAAGUAUUGGGACUUUUGGAAAAAGAGUUGACAUCCAAGGAUAAGAAAGAGUCAGCUUUAUGAAAUGGAUGAAACAGAAACUUGCUUUGUGAUAAACAGAUGUUUUGAAAGAUUCAAAAUUGUUUGUACAUGUAUUAUAAAGGAACCCAAACCCAUAUUGUUUAAAAUACUGUUAAUUUGAAAUGGAUUUAUAGUUUAAAAUUAUUUUGAACUGGUCUUGCUUAUGACUGACACUUCUUAAGUAUUGACUUCACUGCCCAGAGCAAUCCCAGCCAUUUGCCUUGCAUGUAAGUUUUUUGGCUCAGCUAUAGUUAGUCCUGCAGCUCCACCAUUUACACACAAAAAUUUAGCUGCAAAAAGUUUUUGUGUGAAUGAUUAUGUUGAAAUUUUUUUGUACAUACUUUUUUUUUUAAAGCUAUAUGAUAAAUUAAGUAGCCAUGCAAUAAGAGUAUACAUGAAUAGCGAUUAACUGUCAUGUUGAACUAAUGAAAUUUAGCAACUCAAUGGAUUCUGUUUGUACAUACAUAACAUGAAUUAUCCAAGACUUAAUAGAGAUUUGUUGAUGGAACGUUAUAUCUUGUUUUCUUAACUCAAUACUUGUGUAUGCUUGUAAUAGUACUACAUCCUUUAUUUCUGAAAGACCUCAUUUGUGUCAGGCUAAUGAGAUCAUUUGAAACAAGAAAAGUUGGUUUACAGCUAAUGGCAAAGUUUGUGGUGUAGAGCUCAACUAUUAUCUGUUAACUUCAUGAGAGAAAACAAUGAUCUUAUCCCAACCUACUUGGUACAUAAAAAGCCCUUACGCAAAGGAAAAAUCACAUCAUCUCAUUGAGAUGAUAAUGUUACAAGAUAAAUGGUUUAAGAACAUAACUGCAUUUGAGUGCAUAACUCUCAAAAUUUUAUCCCUAAAUUCUUUUUAAAAUGUAUCACAACAUUUCAGAAUAAUAAAAUGAGCCAUAAUUAUGAUGAUUCAAUAUUAUUAGUUAUGUGAAGAUUAAAAGAAACUAAAAUUUUGUGAUUUUUAUAAAAUAAUCUAUUCACUAAUACUAGUAAAUUUUAGUUAAAUUUCUUUUAAAUAUCUUGAAAUCCUGCAUACAUUUUAGGGAUAUUAAUGUUCCUUUGAUUAGUCAACAUUUUUUUAUUUCAAUAUUUACAUUUUAACAUAAUAAAAUUAUUAGAAUUUUCAGUUAACAUGUAAGAGAAAUAAAACAAAACACA